Messenger RNA from Catharus ustulatus (Swainson's thrush), 693 nucleotides. Its product is annotated as myosin light chain kinase 2, skeletal/cardiac muscle-like. The record is from RefSeq and is a predicted model, not a curated record. Bases 1 to 693 code for a protein of 230 amino acids. Lineage: Eukaryota; Metazoa; Chordata; Aves; Passeriformes; Turdidae. The transcript is spliced from 3 exons.
AUGGAAAGAUCUCUGCUGCCGAGCCCCCGCGCCGGUCCCAGCUCAGGGGUGCAGGGGAACAACACAGACACAGGAACGGCGCAGCCCCGAGCCCACCCUCCCCCCUUUCCCCAAAGUUUCUCGGCGCUGUGGGACAGAGUCCGGAGUCCGGGCCCGAGCACAGGCCGGGCUGUCCGAGCAGAGUCCGGGCCCGAGCACAGGCCGGGCCCGAGCACAGGCCGGGCUGUCCGAGCACAGGCCGGGCUGUCCGAGCAGAGUCCUGGCCCGAGCACAGGCCGAGCUGUCCGAGCACAGGCCGAGCUGUCCGAGCACAGGCCGGGCUGUCCGAGCACAGGCCGGGCUGUCCGAGCAGAGUCCGGGCCCGAGCACAGGCCGGGCUGUCCGAGCAGAGGCCGGGCUGUCCGAGCAGAGGCCGAGCUGUCCGAGCAGAGGCCGGGCUGUCCGAGCACAGGCCGGGCCCAAGCAGAGGCCGGGUUGUCCGAGCAGAGUCCUGGCCCGAGCACAGGCCGGGCUGUCCGAGCACAGGCCGGGCUGUCCGAGCAGAGUCCUGGCCCGAGCACAGGCCGGGCUGUCCGAGCAGAGUCCUGGCCCGAGCACAGGCCGGGCUGUCCGAGCACAGGCCGAGCUGUCCGAGCAGAGUCCUGGCCCGAGCACAGGCCGGGCUGUCCCCGCUGCUCUCAGGCGCAGCGCUAA